Molecule: messenger RNA, 1014 nt
Organism: Ipomoea nil (Japanese morning glory)
Lineage: Eukaryota; Viridiplantae; Streptophyta; Magnoliopsida; Solanales; Convolvulaceae
Exons: 2
Coding region: 1-1014 (337 amino acids)
Molecular function (GO): nucleic acid binding; RNA-DNA hybrid ribonuclease activity
Source: RefSeq, a predicted model, not a curated record
AUGCCAGUACAGUUGCAGGGAGCCAGAGUGGCAGGAUUAAUUGAUCAACAAACUGGUAGUUGGGAUCCCUCAAUUUUAACAGAUUUAUUUCAGCCUAGUGAAGUGGCGAAUAUUAUGAAGAUACCCAUCUCCCCGGAUUAUGAUGAUACCUGGUACUGGCAUGGAGACCCAAGAGGUGUGUAUUAUGUUAAAAGUGGAUACAGGCUAAUAGUCGGGAACUAUCAAGAAAAUAAUGGGACAUUUACAAAAUGGCUACCCUUAUGGAAGCUCAAAAUCCCACCAAAAUGGAGAAUAUUUCUUUGGAGAGCUAUUUGUGAUAUAUUGCCUACCAUUACAAAUUUGCUUAUAAAGAGGGUGGAUGUGGAACCGCGAUGUGCCAUGUGUGGAAUAUUUCAGGAAGACACAAUGCAUGCCUUAGUGUUGUGUGAACUUGCAAAAAACAUUUGGGACAAAUCCAACCUUACAAUCCCCAAUAUAGUCACAAAUGUUUUUCAUGUUUGGUUUGGUGAACUUCUAAAUGUUCUAGACUCUGAUCGGAUGUUAUGUGCAGCAGCAAUUCUUUACAAUAUUUGGAGAGCAAGGAACAGGGCGGUUUGGGAGGUGACAUUACCGCGCCCGGAGACUGUGCUCAAAGCCGCCGCUGCCGCCAAGCUAGCGUGGACACGGGCACACCCACUGCUCACGGCCCGAGCUGCUCCGCUGCCAACCGAGCCGGCUUUGCUGCAGGAGGAGGCCGAGCUGCAUGGCACCGAGACGCACGCUACCGAACCGCCACAUGGACCACCGAGGAGAGUUUGUCGAGUGGAUGGGGGUUUUAUGCAAGAAACAGGCCAAGCUGCGGUUGGGGCAGUCUUACUCGACACGGAUGGGGGUUAUGUCUCGGCGUACACCGCACCACUCCGGAAUUGCUCCUCACCACUUAUGGCUGAGGCGCUGGCAUGUAAAGAAGCUCUAUUGAUGUGGAUCUUUGAGGGUGAACUCGAGAGUCGAUUCACCAAAGAGGGCUGGAUUUGA